Molecule: messenger RNA, 1619 nt
Organism: Corticium candelabrum
Lineage: Eukaryota; Metazoa; Porifera; Homoscleromorpha; Homosclerophorida; Plakinidae
Product: protein FAM114A2-like
Exons: 11
Coding region: 40-1437 (465 amino acids)
Source: RefSeq, a predicted model, not a curated record
CCGAGUGUAUACUAGAAAGUGUGUUGACUGUCUCGUAGAAUGAGUCGCCCCCAAAAGUCAGAGAGCGAAGAAGAGUUUGCGAGUGCUCCAGAAGACAACGACGAUGGUGACAGCAACGUGCCUGGUGAGAAAUCUAGGCAAGACAAAAGCAAGAAACCAGUUGAUGUGAAUAAUGAUGAGAUGACGACGAAAGGAAAGGGAAAGGAAGUCUCUACUGGCAAUGAAGUAGCUGAAUCUGAACCAGCAGCGACAGUGAGGGAAAUAAAUGAAAUACUGAAUGAAAUGUCUGCAGACAGUGAGAACUUGUUACAAGAAAAAACUGAAGAUGAGCAAACAGACAGAACUCGAAACAUAGACAAGCAAGGAGAUAGAAAUGAAGAAAAAAGCAGAGAAACAGUUGACAAUGAAGAGGUGGUGGCGGUGGAAUCAACGUAUGGACAAGAAACCGAAGCAGUUACUGCUGGGAACAUCAGAGACGCUCUCAUUUCUUCUACUGGAGAUAUUCGGGAAUCUGGUGAGCCACAGUCAUCAGCACAUUUUACUGGAGACAUCAAGGAUGCAUUAAGAGCAGUCACCGAUAAAAAGGCAUCAAAACCAGCAUCUAGUGGAUGGGGUUGGGGAGGGUGGCUAUCUUCAACAGCCUCUGCGUUAGGCCAAGGGCUACAAUCAGCCAUCCAUACUGUGGAAGAGACGCUUGGCAUUCCUGAACCAGAAGAAAUAGCAAAACACACUCAGAAUGAUGAUACUGCAGAAGAAGGGAAGAAAGAAAUUGUUGAUAGUGAACCACAGAAAUCAAAGACAGGAACAACAGAAACAGUCAAGACUACUGACGUAGAAGAGGAGUCUUCAUCUACAUUUUCUAUGUGGAGUGGAAUGUCUGCCCUCUCAUCAGUUAUUGCUAGCAAGAGCAGUGAACUUGUAUCAGGUGGCAUUGAUGCUCUUGAAGCUAUUGGAAGGAAGACUAUGGAUGUGAUUUCAGAUGGAGAUCCUGGUUUAAGACAAAAGAGAGCUGCAAUUCAAGAACUUACAUCAGGACCAGCUGUUGUGCUUUCAAAGCUGUUGAGGGAUGCUAAACAACAAGCUGAAGAAAACCAGAAUAGCAAUGCCGAGACUGGAAUUCAUUUUAGCACUUUGUUUGAUGAAUACCAAGGCUUUGUACACUUGGAGGCUUUGGAGCUGUUAUCUACUGAAUGUUCUAGUAAGUUACAGUCAGCUCAAGUUGCAAUUGAAGAUGAUGAGGUCAUGAAACAACUGCAAGACAUAAAGGAGGCCUUCCAGUUGAAGAAUGACGAUGAGGAGGAGGACGUUAAGGACCAAACAGUGGAAAUUACAUCCUUUCUGUUACUGCAAUUUGAGAAGUUGAAGAUUCAAUACAAGGCACAGAAGUUAGAAAAGGAUCACGCACAUCACUGGCUGAUGAAGACUGCUUCCCGGUAGAAGGUGACACAUUCUCGUCUUCCGACAUUGAGAUAAGUGCUGGCCAAACUUAGUGAACCAUUUUAGGCAAAACUGACACUGUUGAAGCUUCCACUGGGUGACAACUCAACAGGUGGAAGAACAUAUUGUGACAGAACUGGCUAGCUGGAAGCAACAGGAAGGAGAACAGCAAACAGCACAGG